Molecule: messenger RNA, 990 nt
Organism: Plasmodium vinckei vinckei
Lineage: Eukaryota; Apicomplexa; Aconoidasida; Haemosporida; Plasmodiidae
Product: leucine carboxyl methyltransferase, putative
Exons: 6
Coding region: 1-990 (329 amino acids)
Biological process (GO): methylation
Molecular function (GO): methyltransferase activity
Source: RefSeq, a predicted model, not a curated record
AUGGAUUGUACAGAAUCAUCCAAUAAAAAUGUUCAAGGAACAACAUACGAAGCAUCUAGUAGUAAACUAUCUGCGAUCGAAUUGGGAUAUUAUGAUGACCCAUAUAUGCAAUAUUUUGUUAAGAGGAUGGAGAGGAGAAGCCCUCUAAUAAAUAGAGGUUACUAUUCUCGUGUUGCCGGGGUACGGAAAUACAUCGAUCUGUUUGUUAAAUCAAUAGGGAAUGAUGAAAUAGUUCAGGUAGUAAAUAUAGGGGCUGGAUUGGAUCCAAUGUUUUUUUGGAUAUAUGAACAUUAUAAAAAUGUUAAAUACUACGAACUAGACUUUUAUGAGGUGCUAAAUAAAAAAACAAAAAUAAUAAAUAAUGUUGAAUUAUUAAAAAAAUGUUUAAUAAGUAAAGACAAGGGUGUACAAAAUGAAAAGGAUCUUAUAAAUUGUGAAAAUUAUAAAAUGGUUUCUUUUGAUUUAAAUAAUCCAAGUUCGAUGGAAACAAAAUUAACAAAUAGUGGUUUUGAUGUUUCACUACCAACUAUAUUUUUAUCUGAAUGUGUUUUUAUUUAUUUAGAAGUUGAAAGCAGCGAUAAUUUAAUUAAAACCUUAAGUGGCCUUAUGAAAAACAUCGCAUGUGUAAUUGUAUACGAACAAUUUAACCCCAAUACCGCAUUUGGGACAAUAAUGAUAAACUACUUUAAUCAGAGAGGAAUAACUUUAAAAAGUAUACACAAAUACAACAGUUUAGAAUUACAAAUUGAAAGAUAUAAAAAUUUAGGAUGGUCCAAUGUGUAUAUAAAUGAUAUGAACGAAAUAUAUGAUUAUCAUAUAAGCUUCGAAGAAAAAAAAAAAAUAGAAAAAAUCGAAAUGUUUGAUGAGUUUGAGGAAUGGAGAUUAUUCCAAAAUCAUUAUUUCAUACUGGUUGCUUUUAAUUGCCAUAAAAAUAUAUAUUCUAAUAAAUUAAAGGCGUUUUUGGAAAAUAAAAAAGCAAAAGGAGGAUAA